Messenger RNA from Daphnia pulicaria, 3726 nucleotides. RefSeq names its product protein bicaudal C homolog 1-like. The record is from RefSeq and is a predicted model, not a curated record. Gene Ontology annotation, molecular function: protein binding; RNA binding. The coding region runs from base 441 to 2864 and encodes 807 amino acids. Lineage: Eukaryota; Metazoa; Arthropoda; Branchiopoda; Diplostraca; Daphniidae. The transcript has 18 exons. Gene Ontology annotation, cellular component: cytoplasm.
CUAGUGUUUUCACUUUCUAUAGGGCGCCCCGUUGGGAGAGUCACCUAGCACGCACACGCACCGUUGAAGGGUUGGCCGAUUUUCAGUGACAAUCUUCACGCUCACUCAACACUUCAUCACUCUUCUUCUUCGAGCCAAGACGUAUCGUGAUUAUUAGGGGGGUUAAAAAACAGUAGACUCGAUAUUGGUUUCCUAUUUUGUUAGCCCAUUCUAUCUUGGCCUUAGCAUCAUUCACUGUUUUCUUACCACCUUUCGAUCGCCAGCCAUCUUUUUUCAAAAGUAACUUGGAACCAUUCGUUUCAUCGCAUAUCUCAUCUCGCCCUUUAAAUCGUGAUUAAUUGCUGCUGAAAAAUCGAAAAAAAAACUUUUAAUUCUACCUGCCCUCUGCAAACAAUUUUAUGUCGACAGUGUGAAAUCUCAAUAGUGAAAUAAGGAUAAAGAUGAUGGAACACGUCAUGGAUUUAGCAUCAGAAAUAUCGGAAAGUUCUUCAUUGGUGUCUGAGGAUCUGCGAACUUUAGAUGGUAGCGUCGAUGGUGAACCCCGCGCUGAUGGACUGUACGAAGAACGCUUUCGUGUUGAUCGACGCAAAUUGGAAUCAAUGCUUUUAGUCCCUGCUGAGGGUGGAAGUGAGGCAGCUGCUGAACGAUUUUUUCUCAGGGUCAUGCAAGAAACGAGUACUGUUAUCAUGUGGCCAGAGAAACUGAAAGUUGGUUCGAAAUCCAAACGAGAUCCACAUGUUCGAGUGGCCGGGGAGCCAGAAUCAGUUCGCGCUGCCAAAGAACGUAUCAUGGCUGUUCUUGAUACUAGGCAAAGCAACAGAGUGACUCUAAAAAUGGAAGUGAGCUACACAGACCAUUCUCACAUUAUUGGACGUGGAGGUAAUACCAUUAGCCGCGUUAUGGAAGAAACGCGUUGCCACGUCCAUUUUCCAGAUUCGAACCGCACUAAUCAGACGGAAAAGAGUAACUUGGUUACUGUCGCUGGCGAAUUGGCUGGCGUCGAGAAAGCUAGAGCUCGCGUUCGAGAUUUGAUGCCAUUGGUGGUUAUGUUCGAAUUGCCCAUUACGGGUUGCUUUCAGGCUUUUCCCGAUGUGGAAUCGCCAUUUAUUCAAAACUUGCAAUCGCGUUACUGCGUUCAAGUUUCUUUUCGUGCUCGUUCUCGUGGACCUCGUCCAGGUGUGGUCGUUAUUAAAGGAAGUGAAUCGGACGUUGCUCCUCUCAAGGAAGCCGUUAAAAUUCUUGUGGACUACUUUUGUGGAACAUUGGCUAAUCAAGUGCAAGUUUGCAUGACAUUGGAGAUCUCGCCCCAGCAUCAUGCUGUUGUUCAAGGUGGCAAUAAAAUGAAUUUGCAGCACAUCCGUACAGUCACUGGAACUACUAUUAUGUUUCCUGAUCUGACUGAUCCGCACAUUCCUCCUCUUCGUAAAAAUACCGUUUCAAUCAGGGGGUCGCUGGAUAGUGUACUUCAAGCUCGUUUGAUGCUGAUGGGUUCACUUCCCCUUAUGUUGACGUUUGAUUUACGUGAAGAAGCGGAGCCUGACCCAUUGACUGUUUCAAAGCUGGUCGAAAAGUAUGAUGUCAUUAUCUCGAUUAAGCCGAAACCCAAACUCUCAGUCAAAUCGGUGAACAUUCGAGGUUAUGAGCGUAAUGCUGGUAACAUCUACGAAGCCCGUCGUAUGAUCUUGGGGUGUUCAGAUGGCGAUGAGAAGGUGGUUGCUUCGAUUCCAACAGCAUACAUAGUUACUUCAACAGAUCCUUCGUUUAGCUUCCGUCAUACUGUGAUCUCUCUGUCAACUCCAACAAUUUACUCCGUUUACCACCAAGGUGGAUUCGGUGGUUACUCGUCACCCACAUCUCCAACGUCCGCAUGCUCAUCAACGUCGCCAUUCGGAUAUCACAAUAUUCAACCAAUGGCUUUGACUAAUAACUGCUUCCCUCAAGGAUUUCCAACUCGACCGCCUCAGGCUUAUGGGGUUGUUCCUGGUAUUCAUCCUGCUGCUGCUCAGUUUCAGCACCGUAAUACGCUUUCGGCUAAAAAUCUGCAAGCCUUCAAUGCCUACCAGACUCAUUUGUACCCAGAAGUGUACACUGACUUUCGACAAGGCCCUGGAUCGAAAUCGAGCAGUGGAGUCUCCAGCCCGACUUUUCCGUCUGGCUCCAUAAGUCCUUGUGAUUUCCCUUUCGGCCAUCAAAAUACUAUGCUGCAUGAUUUCACUGCAGAACUUCAAAACCGCAUGGCAUCCCAGAUGAACGAUGGGUUGGCUAACUGGGAACGAGAUCGUCGUGUGACCUCUUGCCCUGAUUAUGAGGAAAAACAACUUUUGGCUUUGAAUGCCAUGAGACAAACUCCUAAUCCAUCGCAAGCUCGGGUGCCAACUCCUACUUGGGCUGGUUAUGGUUUCAGCAAAUCGUCGCGCCAGACUUCGACAUCCGAAAAGGGAUUAUUUUGCGAUACGCCGGAUUCAACUACUUCCAUUAAGAAUGAGACCCAUCAACGCCGUAGUCCGUGGGAUGACCCUGUUUCUUCUGUGAAAAACGGACCAGACUUUGGCUUCAGUAGCAAUUUGAUUGACUCUGUCUCGUCUUUACCGAAACCCAGCGUUGCUGCUGCUAAAGACCUUUCUACUCUAUUGCAUUCCAUGGGACUCACUAAAUAUAUCGAACUUUUCGUUGAACACGAAAUCGACUUGGAAUUGUUUAAAACUCUGACGGAGAAUGAACUUCGUGACCUUGGCAUUCACGCCUUUGGCGUGCGCAGACGAAUGCUACUCACUAUUGCUGAGCUGAACAAGAAGACCGUAUUUUCUGGAAGCGCUGCUCCGGGAGCCGAGCGUCGUGCUGCCGUAGCAUCCAAGGACGUUUAAAUUUAUUGCAAGUUGAAACUUUUCAGAUUGUUUGAAUUAAAUCCUUAUUUUUUCAUAGCAGCGGAAUCUCUUCCUUCUUCUGUCCUUCCGAUUAUUUAUUGCUAAUAACGGUUUGCCUCUUUGAUUUUUUCGAUCGAUAUAAGCACAACGCGUCACUCCCCUCCUAUCUUUUGAUAUUUGAUAAUUCCAUUUUGUUUGCCAUUUCCUCUUUAAUCUUUCCCACCAUCUACACACUUCUCUUGGUGUGACUUAUAUAUAUAUUGAAACUUUUUGAUAAUAUUCUCACACUCUUAAUUACAAAAAAAAAUCACCAACGAAAAGAAGAAAAAAAAAAUAAUAAGUGCACACGUUUGGCUCUACUAUGACGACUUUUUCACUCACCUCCAAACUUGAAUACCUUGAUCUUUGUGAACUCACCUCUAGCUUUUUUUCACGCUCAUAAAUACUCCCAAGUCGUUUUCUAUUCAACUUAACCCUCUAGAUCCCUAAAAAUACUUCGAUAAGACCAAAAGAAUCCUUGACUUCUUUUUUCUGCUCUCCUUUUUUACGCAUUGGGCUGUGUUAGAACACUCAAUUUUGCACGAAUGUUUAAACUAGGCAAAAAGGAUUGAUUGUAAACUUGUGUGUUAUCUCAAGUCGAUGGAUGAUGUAUUUUUUUGUCACCUGCCACCCAUUUUUUGAACUAUUAUUGCUAUUACCUAAUUUUUUGCAUGUUGUCUUGUUGAUUGGCGCCAUGACCGAUAGCGUGUUAUUGGCCUUCCCUUUCUCACAUGUUGAUUUAUUUCUACUUUGUACACUUGGUGCGCUCUUCCUUCAUAAUUUUUUUGCAAGGUAAAAAAAAUACAAGCAGUUAAAGCAUAAA